GAUUUUUUUUUCUAACCCUUUGGCUAAAACUAGGUUAUCCAAGAUAUUUUUCUCAACUAGCUACUCGAUUGUGAUGGACCACUCUUUGUAUGGCGCUCACAGUCGGAUUCAACUUUUUCUAGCGGAUUUACACUGUGUUUUGGGGAGUCUACCGCCUCCGACUGCCCAUGGACCCAUGCAAGCGAUUUUCAACUCAAUUGGUUCUCAGCAUAAUCUCAAUCGGCUGAAUGUUUCCAAUCAACGGAUCUCUUGGAAGCGCCCGACCCAUCGCUCAAGAAGUUGGAGGAAGAAUCGCACAGGAACCGAUUGCCAACGAUCGCCGCAAGUUCAUCAUCCUCUACCCAUCCCGCCAGUCAAGCAAAACACUGGCAACACUCCGAAAGAAUACGAGAUCCGGUUUCCCCAACACCAACAACUAGCCCACAUCCACAACCAUCACAAGCGUUCCAGGCCCCAAAAGAGCUCCCCGGUCCUCAGUCAUAUACAAUCAAACAAUCAACAUUUUGAUUUCCAAUAUUCUUACAAUCGAGAGCCUCAAUCGACUGAGGAAUACCAUGCCUGUGGAAACUCGUCUUUGGAGCCACCUAUCAACGAUUUUGAAAACUGCUUAGAUCAGGCACAAGAUGAGGAUCUCGACUCUGUUUCAGUCAAGUCGCGAGGUGAAUCAGUUGAUCUAGAUGAGGUUGAAUGGUAUGACCGGUCUGUUCUAGACAUCAAUGCGGAUCCAGAUCACUUAGAACAACAACCCGAGCCAGCUUUUGACUUAAAAAGCUACAGCGCUGACAAUGUAGACCGCUGGGCCAGUACCUUGUCAGCAGAAGAAUUCGAGCACCUUCGUGUUUUGGGAACCGACACUAGAACUGAGUCUUUCCGGCAAUAUGCUAUCACCAACCUUGAUCAACCAACUCAGACCCUAACUCCUCAGUUAAAUCAAGAACCGCUUGAUCACAUCCCAGGUGAAGUGGCUGACAACCACGAUCAAGAUGCCAACAACCCUUGCGUUCAUUCACAUCAUGUCAAUCACCAACCCAACCAAUACACCUGCUCUAGUUACUAUGAACACUCCAACUACAGCACCUCCAAUCUUGAUCAAAAUCCAGAUAACACAGCAGGUUUUGACGGCAGAUUUGACGAUGGCGGAUUUGAAAAUGGUGAAUUUGAUGAUGGUGGAUUUUACAAUGGCGGUUUCGACGACGGAUUUGAUGAUGGCGGAUUUGACGAUGGAGGCUUUGAUGACGGCGGAUUUGACAAUGGUGCCUUUGAUGACAGCGGUUUUGAUGACGGCAGUUUUGAUGAUGGCGGCUUUGACGAUGGCUUUGACGAUGGCGGUUUUGACGAUGGUGGUUUUGACGAUGGCAGUUUUGACUAUGGUAAUUUUGAUGAUGGCUAUGGCUCCACUUAUUAAUAGCCUGUUGCACAUGAAAAUCCUCUUCCCCACUUCCCAACCUCUGGUCUUUUUAUCUUCAACCUACUCAUCUUUUCUUACAUUUUAUUCUAUUUUAUUUUGAUUAUUUUUUUAUCUAUCAGCCUCCUCAACCUUUCCACACCAUUUUUUUUUCAAGAUUGAUCUUAUUUUGAUUAUUCAUAUCUUCUGCCUUUCUUUAUUUUUUCUUUCUAUUUUUUUCUCUCAGCUUGAUGUAUGUAGUUAGGGCCUCCCCGGCAGGUGUCUUGGAGCCUUGCCGAGGGGGUGGGUGUUGUGACCUAGGUCACAUGGUGCGACUCGGCUGCGGCUCAGCCAGCCAGAGGAGACUACACCCGUCUCCUCCGGGCCACACCUACCGGUAAUAUAUACGCUUACACCCCUC
This is a messenger RNA of Puccinia graminis f. sp. tritici CRL 75-36-700-3, 1805 nucleotides long. RefSeq lists its product as uncharacterized. Lineage: Eukaryota; Fungi; Basidiomycota; Pucciniomycetes; Pucciniales; Pucciniaceae. The coding region runs from base 74 to 1405 and encodes 443 amino acids. The transcript has a single exon. The record is from RefSeq and is a predicted model, not a curated record.